Dichotomopilus funicola is the source of this 1530-nucleotide messenger RNA. RefSeq names its product general substrate transporter. The record is from RefSeq and is a predicted model, not a curated record. Gene Ontology annotation, biological process: transmembrane transport; L-cysteine transport. Gene Ontology annotation, cellular component: membrane. Lineage: Eukaryota; Fungi; Ascomycota; Sordariomycetes; Sordariales; Chaetomiaceae. Gene Ontology annotation, molecular function: L-cysteine transmembrane transporter activity. Bases 1 to 1530 code for a protein of 509 amino acids. The transcript has 4 exons.
AUGUCCAAAAACGACACCAUCGAAGCCGACCGCGUCGACGACCCCGAGCUCGAAAAGUCCCGGCCCGACUAUGGCAAAGUCGACAAGGAGCUCGCGCAGUAUGUCUCGGACCGGCGUGUCGAGAUUUCCCCCGAGGAAGACACCCGCCUGCGCAAGCUGAUUGACAAGCGCAUUCUGGCGGUCAUGAUCACGACCUAUUUCCUGCAGGCGAUCGACAAGGGGACCAUGAGCUUUGCGUCGAUUAUGGGGAUUAUUGAGGAUAAUGAUUUGCAGAAGCAGGAGUACCAAUGGCUCACAACCUGCAUCUACAUAACCAUCCUAGUAGUGGAAUACCCCCAAAACUGGCUCAUCGCGCGCGUCCCCAUCGCCAAAUACCUCUCCUUCUCCAUCAUGGCCUGGGGCGCCGUCCUCGCCUGCACCGCUGCCUGCCACAACUUUGCCGGCCUCGUCACCGUCCGCACACUCCUAGGCCUCUUCGAAAGCGUCUGCCAGCCCGCCUUCGUCGUCCUCUCCAGCACGUGGUAUAAACGCGAGGAACAGACCGCCCGCGUGACGUAUUGGUACAUGAUGAACGGCGCGCAGCAGAUGGUCGGCGGGCUGUUGGCGUAUUGUUUUUCGUUGAUUACUACCGGCCCGCUCAAGUCGUGGCAGUGGUUGUUUCUGGGGUAUGGGGUCGUGUCGGUGGUGUAUGGCGGGUUUGUGGGGUGGUGGAUGCCGGAUUCGCCGAUGCGGGCCAAGUGUUUCUCGGAGGAGGAUAAGAGGUUGAUGGUGGAGAGGGUCAGGGCGAAUCAGACGGGGGUGCAGAAUCGGGAGUGGAAGAAGAGUCAGGCGUGGGAGGGGAUUAAGGAUCCGCAGGCGUGGGGGUAUGCGUUGAUUCAGUUGUGCACGACGUUGCCGACGAGUGGGCUGGGGAGCUUUCAGGGGUUGAUUAUUAAAGGGUUUGGGUUUACGACGCUGCAGACGCAGUUGUUGGCCAUGGUGCUGGGGGCGUAUAUCAUUAUUGUGUUGUUGAGCUCGUCGUGGUUGGUCAAGAAGACGGGGCAGAACUUGUUGGUUAUGCUGGGGUUUGUUGUGCCCUCCUUCGUCGGCACAAUCUGCCUCAUGACGGUCCCGAUCGAGUCCCUGGGGCAAAAGGUCGGCCUGGUGAUUUGUUACUACAUCACGCUGUCGUUUUGGUCGGCACAGACCCUGGCGCUGUCGAUGCUGUCGCGCAACGUGGCGGGGCAGACCAAGAAGAGUGUUUGUGUGGCCCUGAACUUUAUCGUGUGGUCCACCGGGAAUGCCAUUGGCCCCCAAGUCUUCCUGGACUGGGACAAACCCCGGUAUUUUAUUGCCUUUGCGACGCACCUCGGUUGUUAUAGUCUGCUGGUGAUUGUGAUUAUUGGGCUAAGGUUCUAUCUGAAGCACCAGAACAAGAAGCGGGAUGCGCUGGCGGAAGCGGGAGCGAGUGAAGCACGGGACGACCAGUUGGUGCAUGCGUUUGAGGACUUGACGGACAAGGAGAAUCCGAACUUUCGGUAUGUGUAUUAA